CCAGGGGGGCUCGCGCUCCUCCCUCUGUGCUCGCUCCAGCGACUUCCUCCCGAGGUCUCCCAGCCGCGGGACUCCGCAGACCGAGCGCCGCGCGCGGGAAGAACUCUAAUCCCAACGUGGGGCGGGGGCAGGAAGGGCAGACGCCCCGAAGAGGAGACGAAGAAGACGGUCCCGAUGCAGCUCUGAGACCCGCCCUGGGCUCCGGGCGCUGGGGAAAAAAAGGAAGAAGGGCAGAGGACGAGAAGCCCGCAAACUUCUUUUGUCUUGCGGCGGGAGUGCGCUGUUUGGCUCCCGGCGCUGCUCGGGAGGACGGAGGAGCCGCGAGCCGCUUUGUCCUUGGCAGAGGAAUCGACUUUGCAAGGAAGAUGCGCUUCCCUCUGUGGAUUGGAGGUCUCCUGCUGUCAACUCUGGCUGGUGCUGUGGAAAUCGUGGUCCCUGAUGAUCCCGUGGUCGCCCUCUUUGGCUGCGACGCUACCUUGCACUGUUCCUUCUCUCCAGACACCAACUUCAGCUUGGACGACCUCAGCCUCAUCUGGCAGCUGACGGAUACCAAACGGCUGGUGCACAGCUUUGCGGAGGGCCAGGACCAGCUGGCCAACCAAGGGAGUAGCUAUACCAACCGCACAGCCCUUUUCUACGACCAGCUGCCCAAGGGCAAUGUCUCUCUCCUGCUGCGGCGCGUCCAGAUUUCCGACGAGGGGAGCUUCACCUGCUUUGUCAGAGUCCGGAACUACAGCAGUGCGGCUGUCACGCUGCAGGUGGCAGCAUUCUACUCCACGCCCAACUUGAACCUGGAACCCAACAAGAAUUUGAAGCCAGGAGAUCUGGUCACUGUGACCUGCCACACCUUUUCCGGCUAUCCUGAGGCGAUGGUGCUGUGGCAAGAUGGCCGUGGCAACAACGUCACGGAGAACAUCACCACCUCCCAGGUGGCCAACGAGGAGGGCCUCUUCGAUGUGCAGAGCACCCUGCAGGUGAUACUGGAGCCCAACAGCACCUACAGUUGCUUGGUGAAGAACCCCUUGUUGCGGCAGGAGACCCACGCCUCUGUCACCAUCACAGGUCAGCAUCUCCUGUUUCCCACUGUGGCUCUCUGGGUAACGGUAGGAUUGGCCAUCUGUCUCGUUGUACUUUUGGUUGCCCUGGCAUAUGUGUGCCAGAAGAAGAUUCGUCAGAGUUGCAAAGAAGAGAGAGAGAAAGCUGGGAUAGAGGAACAAGAUGGAGAAGGAUCCAAGACAGCUUUGCAGCCUCUGAAGAACAUGGAAAACAAAGAAGACAUCGGAGAAGAAAUUGACUGAACGGAAUUGGAAGGAGAUCCAGGAGCGCCAUCCCGAGGUGCACGUUGGCAGGCUGUGAUCCUCCUCCAGUGAUGGACUAUAGAAAAUGUGGGUGGGCCGUGCACAGAGAUCAUUCGUCUGCGCCUGCAGCUUGCUGAUUUUGGCCACAGCCAUUUACCUUCUCCAACCUUCGCCAUAAAGAUAAAACCCUGAACAGGCCUGGCUCUCUUCCCUGUGGGCCUCUCUUACUACCAUUAGAAGCAGGGUGGAUCACAGCUUGCUCCUUACGGAUGGUGUCUCUCUCCCUCUGCCCUCCCAGAGCUGGGAUGCUCAGAGUCCCUAUUCUGUAGAUUUUUUGUACUGUGCCAAGAGUUCAUCCACUGAUGAUCAUGUCAGCUGAUGUAAAGGGAAAGUGAACUGUACCCUGCUCAAAUGAGAGUAAUUUGGGCAUAAUACCCGUACCAGAAAGGGAAGAUAGAACUCAUGGACUAGCUUGGCACUCUCCACAGUAACAGAAGAAAGCAUGGUCCUUGGAGGUGAUUUGAGGAUCAGUUUUCUGCCACCAGUUGGUUUUGUGUGUGGGGGUACCACCUGUCCAGUUUUAAGCUGGCAUGAUUGGGAUUACACACACUCUCUCAUAUCUGUGCUGGAAGCUUAGGAAGGAUCAUUUGCCACACAGCUACCUUUCUAACGGCAGGUGCGGAACCUUUGUUAGCCUGAGAGCCACAUUUUGUUCUGGGCAACUUCUGGGAGCCACAUGCCAGUGGUGGGUGGAGGUAGAGGCAAAAGUGGUCAGAGCAAUGAAUGCAAAUGUUAACUUUGUACAGUAGGCUAGUAUCUAAAAACACUCGCACUCCCCCCUCCCUGUGCUCCAUCCAGGCAAGCAAGAGGCUUCAUCAGAGGUCAACACAUUUCAGCCAGACAAAAAGAGACAAGCUGGGCCUUUAGGGGGUGUGCCCUGCAGAGAUGCUUGGAGGGCGGCAUUCAGCCCCUGGGGCUGGGAUUCCCCACACCUGCCAAGAAGCAGGAAGUGCCCAUAGCUCACUGGUCUACUGUACUGUGCUUUCCCUGUGGAACGUUACGGGCUCCAGCUAUAAAAUUGUUGUCAGGAAACACUGAUAGGAAACAUCUGUGCCGUUGACCCUGGAGAGCAUCUUCCAGUCAGAGUUGGCAGCACUGGGCUAGAUGGACCAAUAAUCUGACUUGGUAUAAGUGCCUCAUAUGUUCAUCAAUGUGAACAAGUUAGGUAUGCACAUGAACAUAUUCUCUUUUAAAUUCCCUUUAGGAAAAGUGGUAACCCCCCCCCCCCACACACACACAGAGAUGCGUGGGGUGUGUUGGUUUUUGUGUUUUCUAGAAAUAAGGGGCUGAAAUUCUGCACUAAACAUCAGAAGAGCCAAAGGCCCCUCUAGUCCAGCAUCCUUUUCUCAUGAUGGCCAACCAGAUGCCUGUAGGAAGCCUGCAAGCAGAACCGCUGCAUAACAGGUCUUCAGAACUGCAGCGACUGGUAUUCAGUGGCAUGCACCUCCAACAGUGGAGGGAGAACAUGGCCAUAAUGGCUAGUAGCCAUUAGUAGCCUUCUCCAUGAAUCUAAUCCCCUUUUAAAGUGACCCAAGUUAAUGGCCAUCAUUGCAUUUUGUGGGAAUGAAUUCCAUAGUGCGCUGUGUGAAGUCCUUUUUGCUUGUCCUGAAUCUUCCAACAUUAGCUUCAUUGGAUGGCCCCGAGUUCUAUUAUGUUCAUGAACCUCAUGUUUGAGUAUCAAGUCUCUUCUCCCUUGUACCCUUUGUUCUGCAGUUGAAAAACAAUCAGGCAAAAUUUGUGGCCUUAGCUGAAACAGGAAUGUGGGGACUGUGUCUACUUGGAUGUCAGUCCCUCUUAGCUGAGCGGGGCUUACUCUUGACUAAGUGUGGAUAGGAUUUCAGCUCAGAUGUGACCUCUUCACAUGGUCAGAGGUCUUUUCCCCUUCACAUCUUCCAGGACUGAGCCCCAGCUCAAACGUGAAGCCUUGAUUCUGUGCAACAGGAAUGUUUCAGAAUUGAGCGUGUUUCCUUUAAUGGUUCCUAUGGCUGGAAAAGGCAAGAUAAUUUGUGGUGCCUGAAGGUGCAUUACUAUGAUUUUGGGGGCUGCAGCAACCUCCAGCAGAUGUUUGACAUGUCUGGGAGCAAAUCCAGAACUGUUAGAGGUGAGGAUUAAGAAUGUUGCAAUGGAAGGGUAUCUUAACAUUAUAUUCAGACAGGAGGAACUAUGUGCAAGAGCACCUGCUUUAUGUGCAGAAAGCCACAGGUUCAAUCCUCAUAUCACCAACUAAAAAGACCUCAAGUGACAGGAAAAAUAGAUUCAAAUGAGGAAUGUUCCUAGCAGUUGGGAAGUUUUUUUGAGAGAGAAAGAGAAAAAGCACCAUAUUUUUGAGUUACUGUUAGACGUAUCUGGUAUAGGCUUUGACAGUGAAAGAUUCUGGAGCCAUAUUUAACGUUUUUCCUUUUGGUUUUAUCAUCACAACACAACUGUGUGGUAUGUAUAGGUUCCAGGAUAGCUUUCUUCUGUCUUAAUGUACUUCCUGAACUCAUCCCUCCCAGUUAACCACCUGGUUCAGUGGAGUUAAAUCUGGCUGGGUUUGGCUCUUGGAUUUUCACAAGAGAAAAAGGAGAAUCCACAAUUCUGCCUCUUUUUUUAAAAAUAAAUACUGGACUGAAUAUGUACAGCUGGUCAUAGUACUAGCCAGGGGGAAUCUGCUGGUCAGAAAGUCCCCCUCCCUUUGUAAUUUGAACCAAAGAGUAGACCAGAGCUUGGAAAAGUUACUUUUUUGAACUGCAACUCCCAUCAACUCCAGCCAGCAUGGCCACUGAAUUGGGCUGAUAGAAGUUGUAGUUCAAAAAAGUAACUUUUCCAAGCCUGGGGUAGACUUAGGUUGCUCUCCAGUACACACUUAACUGGGAGUAAGUCCCAUUGAACCCAGUGGAACUUACUUCUGAGUAGAUAUGUAUUGGAUUGCAGCCUUAGUUUUCUUGAAUUUCUGUAUGCAGCUAGAUGGUAGCCGACAUCUUUAGAAUUCAGUCACAUCAUAAUGUUUGCAAAUUUGCAGGGAUCUGGUUUGAUGGGGAGUGGAGGUAAAACACUCCCUUUUCAUCUCCCAACUCCAUACGGCAAGGGUAGCCAACAUGGUGCUUUCCAGGUGUUUGAGGCUACAAUUCCCGUCAGCCCCAGCCAGCAAGGUCAAGGAUGAUGGGAGUUUUAGUCCAGCAACACCUGGAGGGUGCUAUGUUAGUUAGCCUUGCCCAAAGAAAUGGGGUAGGAGAAUUGGGAGUCAAUGAAUGCUUCAGAGCAGAGUAGGCAGAUGGAUUGGGAAUGGGCUGAAGGGUAGGGGUGGGAGCAUUCAACCUCUGUUGAACCAUGGACUGCUAGAUGCCUCAUCCCAAACAUCUUGCUUUCAAAUCUAAUGUUUUCAGAUUCCCAACCAGGCUUAGAAACUUGCUAUUAGUUUUUUUUAAAAAAAUAAAAAUAAAAUCUUAACGUUUUAAAAAUGUUAGACUUGGUGCCUUUGGAGAGAUCUAAUAAACUGUUCUUUUGGAGAAA
Messenger RNA from Rhineura floridana, 4850 nucleotides. RefSeq names its product CD276 molecule (gene CD276). The record is from RefSeq and is a predicted model, not a curated record. Bases 366 to 1298 code for a protein of 310 amino acids. Lineage: Eukaryota; Metazoa; Chordata; Lepidosauria; Squamata; Rhineuridae. The transcript has 8 exons.